This is a messenger RNA of Leptosia nina, 369 nucleotides long. The record is from the annotation of a GenBank genome assembly. NCBI's taxonomy places the organism in Eukaryota, Metazoa, Arthropoda, Insecta, Lepidoptera, Pieridae.
AUGCAUCUGAGAAGAGCAAGCAAGACAGUGAAAGGCAAUAAUUAUCCGGCUUUAUCAGAAGAUCAAGAUGUGGUCUUCAGUAAUCACGUUCGAGCAGUUAAAAGGAACAUUUUAAUUCAUUUAAGGGAUAAAAAUUCUCAAUCUACCAACUUUCCGUACAAACGAAAUAAAAAUGCGGCGCUGUCUGCUGUCAGUCCUGGAGCAAAAUGUAAUUUAAACUUACAAGAUAUCGUCAACAUCUGCAUGCUGGUGAUGUUACAACAAUCCUCAAUCAUGUAUAACCAUGCAAUUCCUGAAGCGAUUACCAGUCCCAAGUCGAUCUCACAUCAGAAUCUACAACAAGAGACUGCCUGGCUCUUCCCAACGUGA